CAGCUGAUGUCUUACGUAGGCCUGGGUCCCACUUUGAUAAGGAAGGUCUGGUGGGCGCGCCAGCGCCCCCUCCCUGGAGCCGCAGCCCCAGACGGAGAGGGGAAGGGACGUGGCCGGAUCAAGAGGCAGUUCGCGGGCACAGGCACCUACCUGGCUUCCCCAGCCAGGAGCUGAGGCUUCGGGUAACAGCCUGGAGAGGGGCUGGCGGCGGGAGCGACGCCGAGAGUUCGGCUCUGGCGCACAGCAGCGCUCCCGGCACCCGCUCGCCGCAGGGCCAACCCCGGGAUGCUGGGCUCUGAGCUACUGGACAGCCGUCUCCGCCGAGGUGAGGGACCCGCGGCAUGUGACCCAGCUCCUUGACCCUGCCGUCCUGGCCUCUAGGGGCCUCAGGCUCACUGGCUUGCAGCUUAGCGCCCUCCUCCAGACCACCCCCUACCUCUGGAGGCUCGGGCAGGAGGCUGGGGCCACCUUCGGUCCCCAGACGCCUUGUCACUGGCCAGAGGCUGUGAACAUCCACACUGCUUCUGAGCGCGGGGGUCGACUGGAGUCUUCAGGGCCCUUCCUGCAAGUGUGCGGCGCUGGUGUCCCGCCCCAGCGAUGGAUCUGCUCGUGAACUUCUCCUCCUUCGCCCUCUCCACCCCGUCCUCUCUGGAGCCUAACCGCAGCCUGGGUGCUGAGGACCUGCGCCCCAGCCCGCCCCUGCUCUCCGUCUUCAGCAUGCUUGUUCUGACCUUGCUGGGCCUUCUCGUGGCAGCCACGUUCGCCUGGAACCUGCUGGUGCUGGCCACCAUCCUCCGCGUGCGCACCUUCCACCGCGUCCCGCACAACCUGGUGGCCUCCAUGGCCGUCUCGGACGUGCUGGUGGCCGCGCUGGUCAUGCCGCUGAGUCUGGUGCACGAGCUGUCCGGGCGCCGCUGGCAGCUGGGCCGGCGGCUGUGCCAGCUGUGGGUGGCAUGCGACGUGCUGUGCUGCACAGCCAGCAUCUGGAAUGUGACGGCCAUUGCCCUGGACCGCUACUGGUCCAUCGCUCGCCACCUGGAGUACACCACCCGCACCCGCAGGCGCGUGUCCAACGUGAUGAUCGCGCUCACCUGGGCGCUCUCUGCUGCCAUCUCUCUGGCCCCGCUGCUGUUCGGCUGGGGGGAGACGUACUCUGAGCACCGCGAGGAGUGCCAGGUGAGCCGAGAGCCCUCCUACGCUGUGUUCUCCACCGUGGGGGCCUUUUACCUGCCGCUCUGCGUGGUGCUCUUCGUGUACUGGAAGAUCUACAAGGCCGCCAAGCUCCGCGUGGGCGCCAGGAAGACCAACAGCGUCUCGCCCGUGCCUGAAGCCAUGGAGGUGAAGGGCUCCACGCAGCAGUCCCAGAUGGUGUUCACGGUCCGCCCCACCACCGUCACCUUCCAGACAGAAGGGGACUCGUGGCGGGAGCAGAAGGAGCAGAGGGCAGCGCUCAUGGUGGGCAUCCUCAUCGGGGUGUUCGUGCUGUGCUGGAUCCCCUUCUUCGUCACCGAGCUGGUCGGCCCCCUCUGCUCCUGGGACAUCCCUGCCAUCUGGAAGAGCAUCUUCCUCUGGCUUGGCUACUCCAACUCCUUCUUCAACCCCCUCAUCUACACAGCCUUCAACAAGAACUACAGCAGUGCCUUCAAGAGCUUCUUUUCCAGACAGCACUGACCAGGGCCGAGGGCAGAAAUGCCUUUGUCCUGGGCUCUGUGAGAAUUUGCUCUCAUGCGCUUCCACAUGCGCCCUGUAGCCACGGGGGUGGAGAAAUUCUCCAAGUGCUGCAUGGCCGUCUCAGAGCUCAGCUCACCUAUCUCCUAACUGGCACACAGGGAGACGUCUUCACCCAAGCUCCAGCGGCCUGUGUGUCCCAUCUGUCUCCUGCCCCUCACUCUGCACCAGUAGCCACAAACUUGGCCCACCAAGUGCCCGCUGCUCCUCCCCCAAGUUCACUCCAACACGGCCAAUGGCGUGGGCCUGGAGAAGCUCCAUCAUGCAGACAGGAGGGAGCGGGCAGAGCACAGGGGCAGGUGAAGAAGGGUGGAAAAGCUGCAAGGAGACUAUAACCCUAAGCUUCCAGGAGUCAUUCUCAUGUGGUCCCAGGAACUACGUCCUAACUCUUACUGGUCACUUCCAAUAUUCGACGAGAAAAUGUAGUCUAGAAAUAUUUUAAAGUACCCAGCUCUGCCGAUGAGGACAGUGAUUCCUGGCAUUUUGUUUGUGACAUCUACAUGCACACACACACACACACACACACACAAUGGAAGAGGCAGCUGCUUCAACUGGCUAGUUUACUCCAACACGUAGUCCAACCACUUAGACCAUGUGUUAAGAGCCAAAUUAAAUAUAUCCUCCCGUUUUGAAGCAACAACUAACAAACAAUGGAAAAAUCUACUAGUUUCAUAGCAUCUCACAAACUUGCUUAUUUGCUAUGGGUUUCAUGUGUAUGGAAUUUAUUGAAGUGUUUCUGGACAAAAGUCUUUAUUCUCAGAUUGGUAUUAGAGUAAAAUGACUUUUGUGAAGUUGGUGACUUCUCAAAUACAAUUUCACAACCAGUGGCUAUGAGGGCACGUCUGCCAGAUGCAUGCACGUUGGCAGGGUCAUCGACUGAUUUGUAGCUGAUCUGCUGUUGGCAUGCAAGUGUCUGCUGGGAGGCUGACCUGAGUAAGUGAUGGGAAGUAAAACAAAGGUCAGGAGGGCUCUCGGCCCUCUGCAGACUGGCUGUGUAAUUGUUGGGGUGAGGCAGCCAGGUGAUGGGGCAGGUGUGUACAACCACAUGCACUUGGUCACAGCCCCAUCUCCAGAGGCCAAGCGAAAGAACCGCCAGAAAAACACAACUGAAGAAUUUGCAGAGACCAGGCAGCUGUCCGUCCAGAAUUUUGUGCAUGCUGACUUCUCACCAAAAACAGAGGAUGGCCCAACUCACCCCAAGAAUCUUCAGACCAGAGAAGUUCUGUAGACACCUCAGAAUACUUGGUUGCCAGCAAAAGCCUGAUUUGUUGGUUGGUGGCUUCUCUUACUAGCAUAGAUAUGGAUCAAUACUUCAGGUCCUAGAAAUGUAUAUUGACGGGUUUGUUUCUCGAGAAGUCACUGGCCAGGCUAUCUCAAUUUGUCAACUCACCUCUGGCAGGACAGAGAUGAUGAGGCAUUGCUGAGCUCCUCAGAGUCCUACAAACCCAUGCAUUUCUUCAAGUGGCUAAAAGUGCAGCUUGUGUCAUCCUCAAGAGCUUUCGACUCUGAGAGGAGAAGUUCUCUGAAGUCCUGGGGCAACAGCCUCAAAGAUCACGCAACUCACAUCAGCGGCUCAGCUAACUGUGGUCUUCAUGUCCACGCCAGACGGAGCAGAAAUCUGGGAUCACAUCUUAUCUCUAAGGGAGAGCCCACAAAGUCACAAGUGUUUCUUAUAAUGUGCUUUUGCU
Molecule: messenger RNA, 3416 nt
Organism: Chinchilla lanigera (long-tailed chinchilla)
Lineage: Eukaryota; Metazoa; Chordata; Mammalia; Rodentia; Chinchillidae
Gene: Htr5a
Product: 5-hydroxytryptamine (serotonin) receptor 5A, G protein-coupled
Exons: 2
Coding region: 598-1671 (357 amino acids)
Biological process (GO): adenylate cyclase-activating adrenergic receptor signaling pathway
Cellular component (GO): plasma membrane
Molecular function (GO): G protein-coupled serotonin receptor activity
Source: RefSeq, a predicted model, not a curated record